AUGUUAAGAAGCCUCGGUGUCGUUGAUGAUUCUGGCCGGGCAUUACAGUACCAGAACGACACAUUGCGCCCAAAUAUUCAUGUCGCCGUUCAUUUCCCAGAAUUCGCGGAGGAGUACGCUUUACCUGUCAACCGUAACACACCCAUAGGCGAAAACUUACACCGAUACUUCAAGAUUCGUGUCUACGAAACAAAUUACUCCAACGUGGAGAAGAUCCUGCUGAUGAAAGUCAAUUUCCAAGAGACGAUGCGCCUGCUCCUCCAGAACGCUUUUCAACAUGACGACCCGGAACUCACCAGCGAGAUGCUUGCACUUUACCAGCAGUGCCCGACCCUUUUCAAUAAAGUACUAUCUCGAACGGACCGAAAUGAGAUGGAUGCCCUACUCGAAAACGAAGACCACGAGAUGGAAAUCGACCAGUCCGCAGACAGCAAUCAUCUCAGACCGGCUGCGAUCAAUCGUAUCCCAACAAAAAGUGUUGUCGCAACCCACCCAAUUAAUGAUGGCAAUAGAAUCCCGACUCGCUCCGGGGACCUCAACACGACAUCGACUUGGCGUGGUCAUCUCCGACUGGCAUACCAGUAUGACUACGGCAAACCUGCACAAUAUCCAUCUCUGUUCGAGAACCGGCCAAUCCAGUGGUCACGGAAGUUCGGAUUCACCGACAGGAAGUCGAACGACCGCUUCACGUUCAGGACUGGCGACUUUGUACGAUUCAAGGGCGACAACCAGACUCUUUUCGGGCGUGUGGACCAUAUCUUCGUCCUCGACAACGACAAGGACAGACACAUCUUCACAGUACUAACACUGAUCAAGCGUACAAAGACUCGACAUAAGCUCCUGGACUUGGAGAUAAUGGAGGAGACGGAAGAUGCUGUAGUGGUUGGGGUGCCUGUCAUUCGCCCUGUGCGUCUCUACAUGGUACCGGUCAGGGGCGUUGGCAUCAUCUGGGUGAACUGGGACAUACAUGCGUUAUGA
Molecule: messenger RNA, 978 nt
Organism: Chaetomium globosum CBS 148.51
Lineage: Eukaryota; Fungi; Ascomycota; Sordariomycetes; Sordariales; Chaetomiaceae
Exons: 3
Coding region: 1-978 (325 amino acids)
Source: RefSeq, a predicted model, not a curated record